This is a messenger RNA of Osmia bicornis bicornis, 2841 nucleotides long. RefSeq names its product 2-oxoglutarate dehydrogenase, mitochondrial-like. Gene Ontology annotation, molecular function: oxoglutarate dehydrogenase (succinyl-transferring) activity; thiamine pyrophosphate binding. Gene Ontology annotation, cellular component: mitochondrion; oxoglutarate dehydrogenase complex. NCBI's taxonomy places the organism in Eukaryota, Metazoa, Arthropoda, Insecta, Hymenoptera, Megachilidae. Bases 196 to 2730 code for a protein of 844 amino acids. The record is from RefSeq and is a predicted model, not a curated record. Gene Ontology annotation, biological process: tricarboxylic acid cycle. The transcript is spliced from 14 exons.
UCAGACAGUGAGAUACAGGGUGAAAGUUUUAUAAGUGGAACUCUUGAUAUCAACGCAGUAAUUCGAGCUUAUCAGGCAAGGGGCCACCUGAUAGCUGACACUGAUCCGUUGAAGCUUCAAAAUCCAGACUCGUAUAAGCUUCAAGGAACCGCGAAUUUACCCCCUGCGAUUGUGGUUCGACAGCAUCUGAAGGGCAUGACGGAAGCUGAUAUGAACAAAGAGUUUCCUCUCGCUCCGUUCACUGUCAUCGGUGGACCUAAACGAAGCCUUUCUUUGAGAGAGAUAUUGACCAGGUUGAACCAGGUCUACUGCGGUCAUUUGGGUCUCGAGUACACCUACAUCCACGAUCUUUUUAUGUUAGAUUGGCUGAGAGAUAGAAUCGAGAUACCAGGCGCUUGGGAUAUGCCUGUCGAGCGGAGAAAGGGUGUUUGGAUGAAUAUUAUGAGAGCAGUUACAUUCGAAAGCUUCUUGGCUAGAAAAUAUCCCACUGAGAAGAGGUUUGGUCUGGAGGGCUGCGAAGCUUUCAUAACGUCGAUGAUAGAAUGCUUGGAAACGUCAGCUGAACACGGGGUGGAGACUGCUGUGAUUGGAAUGGCUCAUCGCGGACGAUUGAAUACUUUGAUCAAUGUUUGCCACAAACCGUUGCAUCAAUUAGUGACUCAGUUCAAUCCGGUCUCUUUGGAAGGUUUCGGCUCGGGGGAUGUGAAGUACCAUUUGGGAACGCAUUCGGAACGAGUGUUAGACAGGACUAAAAAGAAGAUUCAUGUCGCUAUGAUGGCUAAUCCUUCUCAUUUGGAGGCCAUUGAUCCUGUGAUAGUUGGUCGUGUUCGUGCAGAACAAGUUGAAAAAAAGGACGCCACACACGGUACGAAAUCGAUAGCCAUUUUGGUGCACGGCGACGCUGCCUUCGCAGGUCAGGGUGUCGUUUAUGAAACGAUGCAUUUAACUAAUCUACCACAGUACACCACCGGUGGUGUCAUCCACCUUGUCAUUAAUAAUCAAAUCGGAUUUACCACCGAUCCACGGUACUCUCGAUCGAGUGCACAUUGCACAGACGUGGCUCGUGUUGUAAAUGCGCCCAUAUUUCACAUACACGGUGAUGAUCCUGAUUUGGUGACUUAUUGUAGCAAAGUAGCCUGCGAUUACAGGGCGCAGUUUCACAAUGAUGUCGUGUUGGAUGUCGUUGGAUACAGAAGAUUUGGUCACAAUGAAUUGGAUGAACCAAUGUUGACUCAACCGUUGAUGUACAAACAGAUCAAACAACAUCCGAACGUGCUGACUAUUUACACUGAUAAAUUAUUAAAGGAAGGAGUGAUCACCGAAGCAUAUAUCAAAGAAGAGACAGACAAAUAUCUGCACUAUUGCGAAACGGAGUUCAAAAAGGCAAAAACGGUAGAUUCCAUGCAAUUGAGCGACUGGCACGAUAUACCAUGGAACGAUUUCUUUGCCAAUCAGAGUCCUCAAAAUAAAAUACCACCGACUGGUAUUGAUAGGGAAACCAUUCUAACGAUCUGCAAGGCUAUAUCUACUCCUCCUACAGAUAUCGAGGCUCAUAAUCAAGUGAUGAGGGUAAUGGACAAAAGGGCACAGUUAAUGGAGUCCCGUAAGGCGGACUGGGGGAUGGGAGAGUGCCUAGCGUUUCUCAGUUUAUUAAAAGAUGGUCAUCAUGUGAGAUUAUCCGGGGAGGAUGUCGAACGAGGCACGUUCUCGCAUCGUAUACACGUUAUUCAUGAUCAGAGCAGAGACAAAACGUACAAAAAUAUUUUGCACGAUGUAUUUCCUGGACAAGCACUCUAUACCGUGACCAACUCAUCGUUAUCAGAGUACGGUGUUUGUGGAUUCGAAUUAGGAUAUUCAGCGUACAAUCAUAAUUCUUUGGUAAUUUGGGAAGGUCAGUUUGGUGACUUUGUAAAUACUUGCCAGGUUGUCCCGGAUACACUUUUAUGCGCUGGACAAUCGAAAUGGGGGAGACAAGUAGGACUGGUCCUUCUGUUACCUCAUGGAAUGGAAGGUCAAGGACCUGAACAUUCGUCCGGAAGGGUUGAACGUUUCCUUAAACUCUGCGAUGAUGAUGUUGUCUAUCUGCCUGGAAAGGAACCAGGAGCACCUCCCGAUGAAACUGUGGAGCAGAUCAUGACUAGGCAAUUGUUCGAAAUAAAUUGGAUCGUUUGCAAUUUGACUACCCCUGCCAAUCUUUUCCAUGCGCUUCGUCGUCAAAUUCUUAUGCCUUUUAGAAAACCAUUGAUUAUCAUGACACCUAAAUCUUUACUACGACAUCCUAUGGCUCUGUCAUCUUUUCAAGAAAUGGAAACCGGAACUUCCUUCGCACCCCUCCUCCCUGACCCCUCCGUCAAACCGGGAAACAUAGAAAAGGUGUUACUCUGCAGUGGAAAGGUAUUCUAUGAUUUACUGGCGGAACGUCAGGGGAAACAGUUGGAGGACAAAAUAGCGAUCAUUCGUAUCGAACAACUUUGCCCAUUUCCGUACCACCUGCUUGCCCAGGAAAUGGCGAAAUACCCGAACGCUAAGAUAAUGUGGUUGCAAGAAGAACACAAGAACCAAGGCCCCUAUUCCUACGUAAGGGACAGGAUAGCCUUAGCCCUAGGGAUCCGUCUGGAGGAUAUUGCUUACGGUGGUCGGCCACCAUCAGCAGCUCCUGCGACUGGCAGUAAAGUUAUUUACAAAAAGGAGUACGACGACAUGAUUGCGGUCGCUUUGAAACUGGAUUGACUUGAAAAAGCUAUUCAACUUCGAACCUCGUACACGUAUCCCGUAAACCCGGAAAUGGGCGAGGUAUCGAGAUAAGUUGUGCUAAUAAAUGAGCAAAUAAUCAGUGAUGAA